AUGGCCAAAGCACUCUCUCAGCUGAGACAGAACUACGAGGAUGCCAUCAAUACGCACAUCCAGCUGCAGCUCUAUGCCUCCUACACCUACCUGUCCAUGGCCUUCUACUGCAACUGCGACAACGUGGCCCUGGAGAACUUCAAGCGUUCCUUCCUGAGCAAGUCACACAAGCACAAGGCCACUGCCGAGAUGUUCCUGUUCCUGCAGAAUCAGCGCCGAGGCCGCAGCAUCCUCCAUGACAUCCCAAGACCAGACCAUGAUGGUUGGAGGAAUGGCUUCCAGGCCAUGGACUGGGCCUUCCACCUGGAGAGGACCAUCAACCAGUGCUUCCUGAGCCUGAACUGGCUGGCCACUGAAAAAGGCAACGCCCAUCUCUGUGACUUCCUGAAGACAUGCUGUCUGGACCAACAGGUCCAAGUUCUCAACGAGAUGGACAACUACUUGACCAUCUUUCUGCCACCUGGGGACCCAGAAGACCCCAUGGCUGAGUACCUCUUUGACAAACUCACCCUGACAGACAGCCUCAAGGACUGA
Molecule: messenger RNA, 534 nt
Organism: Nannospalax galili (Upper Galilee mountains blind mole rat)
Lineage: Eukaryota; Metazoa; Chordata; Mammalia; Rodentia; Spalacidae
Product: ferritin heavy polypeptide-like 17
Biological process (GO): iron ion transport; intracellular iron ion homeostasis
Cellular component (GO): cytoplasm
Molecular function (GO): ferrous iron binding; ferric iron binding
Source: RefSeq, a predicted model, not a curated record